AUGAAGCUCAUCGACUCGGUCGUGAGGAGCUUCAAAGUGGCGAAGGUAUUCCGCGAGAACACGGACAAAAUCAAUGCGAUCGACUUUUCUGCCAAUGGCGAAAUGUUGAUAUCGUGCAGCGAGGACGACCAAAUCGUGCUGUACGAUUGCGAGAAGGGUACCCAGAUACGGACGGUGAACUCGAAAAAGUACGGCGUCGAUCUGAUACACUUUACACACGCCAACAACACGGCAAUACACAGCUCGACCAAGGUGGACGAUACGAUCCGGUACCUGAGUUUGCAUGACAACAAAUACCUCCGGUACUUUCCUGGCCACACGAAGAAAGUGAUCUCGCUGAAUAUUUCUCCUGUGGAGGAUACGUUUCUGUCUGGUUCGCUUGACAAGACGCUCAGGUUGUGGGAUCUCCGUUCGCCCAACUGUCAGGGCGUGAUGCAGCUGAACGGCCGUCCGGUGGCGGCUUACGAUCCGGAAGGGUUAAUUUUUGCCGCAGGCGUUAAUUCGGAAAGUAUAAAGCUGUACGAUUUACGCUCGUUCGACAAGGGACCGUUUGUGACGUUUAAACUGAACCAGGAGAAAGAAUGUGACUGGACGGGGUUAAAGUUUUCACGUGACGGGAAAACGAUUCUCAUCAGUACGAAUGGUUCCAUUAUCCGGUUAAUUGAUGCCUUCCAUGGAACACCGCUGCAAACGUUCACAGGGCAUCUCAACAAUAAGGGUAUUCCUAUCGAAGCCUCCUUCAGUCCGGACUCGCAAUUUAUAUUCUCCGGCAGCACGGACGGACGCGUGCACGUGUGGAACGCAGACACCGGGUACAAAAUAUGCGUCCUAAACGGUGACCAUCCCGGCCCAGUGCAGUGUGUACAGUUCAAUCCGAAGUUUAUGAUGCUUGCGUCCGCCUGCACCAAUAUGGCAUUCUGGUUGCCAACUGGAGAGGAAUAA
Messenger RNA from Anopheles marshallii, 942 nucleotides. RefSeq names its product WD repeat-containing protein 82 (gene Wdr82). Bases 1 to 942 code for a protein of 313 amino acids. The transcript is spliced from 2 exons. Gene Ontology annotation, molecular function: protein binding; chromatin binding. NCBI's taxonomy places the organism in Eukaryota, Metazoa, Arthropoda, Insecta, Diptera, Culicidae. Gene Ontology annotation, cellular component: Set1C/COMPASS complex. The record is from RefSeq and is a predicted model, not a curated record.